Rubroshorea leprosula is the source of this 1716-nucleotide messenger RNA. NCBI's taxonomy places the organism in Eukaryota, Viridiplantae, Streptophyta, Magnoliopsida, Malvales, Dipterocarpaceae. The record is from the annotation of a GenBank genome assembly.
UAAUAAAGAGCAGGACACAAUCCCUUCUGGAUUUUGCAAUUCUUGAAUCUUGUUCUUAAUUUGUUUGUAGCUUUGGCCAUGGAUGAGAGUUUUUACGGUUCUGGUUGGGAUGAAGCUGUAGACUGGGGUGACCCCAACGCUGCAAUGAGCUGCGAGUCCUCUUACCCAGUCCCUUGGCCACUACCACCUGAUUUCACUGCUUCCAACUCGACUCAGACAUUGGAUUUCCCUCCAUGGACGUCUGUUCCAGUGGAAAGAAUUGCACAAGAGAAAGCUGCCUCUAUUUCCAGGAGCCAUAGCCAAGCUGAGAAACGCCGUAGGGACAGGAUUAAUGCACAGCUUGCAGCUCUCAGGAAAUUAAUUCCAAUGUCCGAAAAGAUGGAUAAGGCAGCUUUAUUAGGAAGUGCAAUAGAACACGUGAAGGAUCUCAAGCGGAAAGCGGCAGAAAUCAGCAGAGCCUUCCCUGUACCCACAGAAGUUGAUGAAAUAACAGUAGACCAUGAUGCUAAUGAAGAUGAAAACGUGAGCUCCGGAGCCAUCAGAGCGUCCUUCUGCUGCGAUGAUCGGCCAGAAGUGUUUACUGAGCUCAUUAGAGUCCUCAAAGGGCUAAGCCUCACCACAGUUAAAGCCGAAAUCGCUAUGGUAGGAGGAAGAAUGAAGAGCAACUUGAUCCUUCACAACAAGAAAGUUGAUCAAGAAACUGUUUCCUUGCCCAAAAUAAAGCAAUCUCUCACUGCGGUUUUGAGCAGAAUGGCUUCAACUUCGGCCGGAUCAAACAGCCGUAUUAGAAGCAAAAGGCAGAGGCUGUUCUUUCCUUCUGCCUUAGAGAGCUAAAUUAUCAAAUUGAGAUUUUGAGAAACAUAUGAAAUUAUGAUUUCUUUUCUCGAGUUGAUUGUAGAUUAAAACAAACGUCUAUACUUAUACGAUUGCCUAGCCAAAGUCGUUGUUCCAAACGAGCGUUUUACAGGUCACACAAGAAACAACCCUUCGCCUCAAAGAGCAAUCUUCAUCCCUAUAAUAACCCUCAAAUGUCGGAGAAUUCGUUCUGAUGAAGAUGAUGAAGGCGGUAAUUGAAUCUAGGGGGCUGCAGACGACUAACUGAUCAAGCUGGUGGAGCUGCAUGGGCCGAGAAUUAAGUCCUUGAUAAGUUCGGGGAUACGAGGGAGAGUCCUUCAGACGCGAUGGAGGACAACAUCAUUUUCGAAGUGCAUGUCGUUCACCGGAACCAAUGGGCUGUCCAUUGCGCGCUUGUGCGGAUAACACCAUUAAGAACUACAGGAGCUUCGACGCUGGGCCGGGGAAGGGUUGUCUGAGUCACAUUCUGGUAUGAAACGGGCCAAAAGGUUGUUUGAAUCACAUUCUGGCAUGAAGCGGACCAGUGUGGAUGAUCCAUCGUCUCUGGCUCUGGUGAAGAUGCACUGCUUGGGUUGUUGGGAUGAGAGUUAUGGACUCGGGGGUUGUGGAAGGAAACGAUCGAGGUGAUGGUAGCAGAGGAGGAGAAACGCACCGCAGAUAUGGAAGGCUUGCUUCUUAAACAUCUCACAGCGUAUGAUAAACAUUACGUAUACUCUGAGUAUGAUCUGUCCUGGAGCGCGGCAUAAAGAUUUCCCCACAUCUUGUAAAUGUGAAAAGACAUUCAACUUAUUCCCCGUAGGCCGUAGCAGCAGUCAAAAUCGAGAGGGUAGAAUAGGUCGUUCUCCUAAAAAUUUCUUUUCG